Molecule: messenger RNA, 696 nt
Organism: Penicillium pulvis
Lineage: Eukaryota; Fungi; Ascomycota; Eurotiomycetes; Eurotiales; Aspergillaceae
Exons: 1
Coding region: 1-696 (231 amino acids)
Source: RefSeq, a predicted model, not a curated record
AUGCCUAUGGUGUUUGCGGUUCAGAAUCCGGAUAUGGCUGACCAGCUGGGGGCCUUUAUUUAUUGGUCAUCUUUGGAAGGAGGCAACAGUAGUGCCCCAGGCUCCGUUCCAGGCGGGCUCCUCGAAGUGUCCCCGAUGAGCUUGUUGAACGUCUCGACUGAUUUUGACAAGCUUACGCUGGACAUCCCCGGUUACCCUCUUCUGGUCACCCGUUACCUCGACACCUUUUCCUUCCCCGACGGCACUUGGAAUUUUGAAUGGACUCUGCAAGUCUAUGAUUGCACUUCUGGGAUCGAAGACCAUCAAAACGGCUUGCAGGUGACGAACUACGUCACCUUCAACACCAGCAAAUCCGGGAAAGCACCCGAUCUUGUGGCAGCAACAUCGGCUGGGACGUGCGACACCACGGAAGGCUUUGCGUUCAACGCGAUUUCCCUUGAAAAUAAUUGCGGCGUACUCGAGCCUACUCAAACCACCAACCCGUGCGCUGUCACCAUCGAUUCGACAGCUGAAUCCAGUUUAAUGGCAUUGGCCACCGCCCAGGCCUGCUCGAUUCUACAGCACCCGAUAAACCCCAAUGUUACCUGUCCGUCUGCAACGCCCUCAAGCAAUACUGCAGGUCAAUCUCGCACCGCAGCGGCACCGGUAUUGCUUAUGGUACUAGCCACGCUGGCCACAAUGGCCCGUUUUGGAUGA